Molecule: messenger RNA, 861 nt
Organism: Aspergillus tanneri
Lineage: Eukaryota; Fungi; Ascomycota; Eurotiomycetes; Eurotiales; Aspergillaceae
Exons: 4
Coding region: 1-861 (286 amino acids)
Source: RefSeq, a predicted model, not a curated record
AUGAUACAACAGCAGAGAAUACAGGUCUCUAAGCAAUAUGAGUCAAGGCUUCAAGGGAUUGAAGCUCGUUUGUCUCGGAUCGAGCAUAUGCUUGAGAGACGGCUUUCCGCAGAACCGUCUCAAUACGGUGGCGCAUCCUUAUCAUCGACUGUUAGCAUGUCGAAGAGACGUAGCAAAGAUCCGGGGCUCGCAAACGCACCUUCCGAGGGGCUCUUUGCGGGUGAUUCUGCCUUCUACACUCAGUCACUGCAUGCAAGUCAAGUCCUAGAAAAGAAUAUAGCAGAAACUCCGAUGAUGGGCACUUCGGAAAUCGCCUCGGUUCUUGCCUCUCUCCGAUCAGUACUGGAGAAGUGCGACAAAUCACAGGACCAGGAAAGGCUUAUCAGGCAGGGAAGCUUUACGGUGAUGGACGAAUCUGAUAUACCACUUCCCGAGUGGACAACCGUAUUACCAAUAUUACAAUCAUACCAUGAAAUACCGCCACUCUCAUUCAUGACGCUGCCAUAUUUUGAAUGGUCAAGCUUCAUGGACAUGUGUGAGAGGGUGCUUACAGACCAAGAUUUUACUCACUCCGAGUUUGUGCUAGUUACAGGAUACCUGUCAUACCUGUUCCAUGAACUUUACGAUAAACAUCCCGAGAAAUCAUCCGAAUUGCAAAAAUAUACUUGUUGGUGUAGAACUAGAUUUGAGGAUGCCUUUAGCGAACUUGGCAAAUUCAUUACACCCAAAGUCCAAAACAUUCACGCAUUGACAUUAGGGGCAGGCGGUGUAUACUCUAGAUUACUCAAGGCCCAAUGUCUGUUGCAUCUUAACUUCGAUGGCAGCGAGUUUGUGCUUGACAUUGGGUAUCCACCGGAGUAG